This is a messenger RNA of Hymenoscyphus albidus, 702 nucleotides long. The record is from the annotation of a GenBank genome assembly. NCBI's taxonomy places the organism in Eukaryota, Fungi, Ascomycota, Leotiomycetes, Helotiales, Helotiaceae.
AUGCAAGCCUACACAGAGUUGACAAUGGCGCCAAUCAAGGAGGAUGAGUCGGAAGGCCAUCAAAACAACACUGAAUCAAUUGGUAAGUCUUCCGACCUUCACCUUCACACCAUCAUUGAAUUGCAGCUUACAAUCUGGAAGCCCUUGUUCUUGCUCACCACCAAACCACCUCCUACCAUCGCUGGAAGCAACGAAACCCUCAGCUACUUCGUCAUCCUGAAUAUACAGUCAGGCCAAUAACGACUAAAUCGCAAAUCGCAAAUCGCAAAAUGGAGUUGAACCAAUUGGUUCAUUCGUCCAGAUUCUCAAAAGAGAAUUUCAGGUACAUCUCCCCUUCCUUUUUCUCCCUAUACUUUCGUCCUGGACUAUCAACUAACCAUCCUUCACUGCAGAUGUUCGGAACCUUGCUUCCUGAUCGGGGGAAUUUUUGAUUGCUUCCAUUACCCUUAGGAUAGGGGAGAGUUCAACUCUUCCUCUAUUCAAGAGGGUUCGUCAAGUCUCUACAAAGAGGCUUGGCCUGGUCCUCUCUUUCUAGAGUGGCCAUGCCAAGAAGUUGGUGAAAAGAAUAGAGGGGGAGGAGGAGGCGGGCUGGACACCCGAGACAAUGGCAAGCGCUGGAGUUGCGAAGGAGCCUGGCCUACGGCCUUGUUAUUGACAAUUUUACGUUCCAGUCUCACUCAUGUUGGUUUUAUCAAAGUUUGA